AUCUGCUUAAACGGUCACAAGAUGAGAGCAGAUUAGACAUUUAACUUUUCACCUUUCGCUUUGUUUCAUUUAGUGUGAUUGUGAAAGUCAAAGUAGUCAAACACUCAGCGCAAGAGCACUUGGCUACAUGUGAAUGUCUGCCGGUCUCCCAGCGCACUGCGCUGGUGAUGCCAUGCCGCGAAGUCAUACCGGCGACGAGAGCAGCGGCACCGGGCUCUGGCUAAAGACCUCGACGGGACGCCGGGUGCAGGACUACGCACUGAAAGAUGUGGAGUCUGGGAGGAGGACGAUGAAUAACGCGGUGCGGGUCGGUGACGGUCUCCUUUCUCCCGCCACGGCAGGUGCGGUGGGGUCGGAGAGGAAGCAGGGUGCCCGGCUCAGUCUGCUGGGGAAGCCGCUGACCUACAGCGCGCAGAGCGGCCGCAGGAACGCACGCUACCGGCGGCUCCAGAAUUACCUCUACAACGUGCUGGAGAGACCGAGGGAAUGGGCUUUCGUCUACCACGCCUUUGUGUUCAUCCUGGUGUUUGGAUGUCUCGUUCUCUCUGUGUUUUCCACCAUCCCUGCUCACCAGGAAUUCUCUGCACACUGCCUGCUUAUCCUGGAGUUUGUGAUGAUUGUAGUGUUUGGCCUGGAGUAUAUCAUCAGGAUAUGGAGUGCUGGCUGCUGCUGCCGCUACCGAGGCUGGCAAGGACGCCUCCGCUUCGCCAGGAAACCGUUCUGUGUCAUAGACAUCAUUGUGCUCAUCGCCUCAGUUGCCGUGGUUUCAGCAGGUAGCCAGGGUAACAUCUUUGCCACAUCUGCGCUGCGUAGCCUUCGCUUCCUGCAGAUCCUGCGCAUGGUGCGCAUGGACCGCAGGGGAGGGACCUGGAAGCUGCUGGGAUCUGUAGUUUAUGCACAUAGUAAGGAGCUGGUGACUGCGUGGUACAUUGGGUUCCUGGUGCUAAUCUUCUCCUCCUUCUUGGUCUAUUUGGUGGAGAAAGAAAUCAACGAUGAGUUCGCCACCUACGCCGACGCUCUGUGGUGGGGCACGAUAACCCUGACAACCAUCGGCUACGGUGACAAGACCCCACAGACGUGGACGGGGCGGUUAUUAUCGGCCGGUUUUGCUCUGCUGGGGAUCUCGUUCUUCGCUCUGCCAGCAGGCAUCCUGGGGUCAGGUUUUGCCUUGAAAGUGCAGGAGCAGCAUCGACAGAAGCACUUUGAAAAGAGGAGGAACCCAGCUGCCAGCCUCAUCCAGUGUGUCUGGCGUAGUUAUGCUGCUGAUGAGAACUCGGUUUCCAUUGCUACCUGGAAGCCUCAUUUGAAGGCGUUGCAUACCUGCAGCCCCGCCAAGAAAGAGCAGGGCGAGACUACUUACAGUCAGAAGUUGAGUUUUAAGGAGCGGGUCCGGAUGGCGAGUCCCCGAGGUCAGAGCAUGAAGAGCAGGCAGACGUCCAUCAACGACCGCCAACGCUCUUCCCCUGGAAAUGAGGUGGUAGGCGGCCCUGAGAUAAUGAGCGGGAGUCCGGCCAAAGUGCAGAAGAGCUGGAGCUUCAACGAUCGGACCCGCUUCAGGCCGUCGCUGAGGCUGAAGAGCCAAACUCGCACUGCUGUCCCAGACGUGGAUGCAGGCAUGACGACGGAGGAUUCCUUCGAUGAGAGAGGCUGCCAUUGUGAUGUUACAGUGGAGGAUCUGUCAGCUCCCCUCAAGGCUGUCAUCAGAGCGGUCAGGAUCAUGAAGUUCCACGUGGCUAAAAAGAAGUUUAAGGAGACAUUGCGUCCGUACGAUGUGAAGGACGUUAUAGAGCAAUACUCUGCAGGACACCUGGACAUGCUCUGUCGCAUCAAGAGCCUUCAGACUAGGGUGGAUCAGAUUCUGGGAAAAGGCCAGAUCCCUGUGGAUAAGAAGAUGAGGGACAAACUGCACCCAGAUGGAGACUCUCUGGAGGGCAUGAGCAUGCUGGGACGUGUGUGUAAAGUGGAGAGACAGGUAACUUCCAUUGAAUCAAAGUUGGACUCUUUGUUGGACGUUUACCGCCAAGUCCUACAAAAAGGCCCCACGGCACUCACCCUCUCCUCGCUCCCCCUGUUUGAGCUGGACAACCACCACAACUCGGACUACCAGACCUCCAUCAUCAGCAGGGACCUCCCCUCUCCACAGGGAGGUGACUCGGUUGUCGGCGGAGGAGAGAACAACGGAGGAAUCCGCCGUUCUCUUAACACCAACCCAAGAGGCCUGCGACUCAUCCUGGCACCUGCCGAUGAUGACGGCCCCCCAGACUCAGCGCCUCCAUCCUACCCCCCGUCCACAGCCUCGCUCUCCCCGUCACCCCUGCUGCCUCCUGAUAGUCCCUACCCAACAUUGGUGACGCCCAAUGGUACCUCCAAAAGAGCACACUUCCCUGACCUGCCACCUCCACCUCCCUCAACAGGAGGUCUCACCCUCCGACUUCCCCCCAUGUUGCACCCCUCCCACCUCCGAUGCUCCCCUGACCCCGUCCCAGAUGAUAUGACAGAUGAAGUCCUGGCGGACGAGGGGAGCCUGGGCCCCUCUGUUGUUGUGGCGUCCAGUGUGGAUGCUGACCAGGAAGGGGACAGUGAGGCGGUCCCUGAGAAUGAAACGGUGCAGCUGCGGGAGAAGCCUGGCUUGAAAUCCGAGGGGGUCUGGAGGAGGCACAUGAGCCUGGAGGUGAACCCCCUGCUGCUGCUCUCGUCCAGCCCAGAUGAGAGGUCCUCAGACUGGGGAGGCAAUCUUGGUAAGUCCCUCUCCGUGCACAAUCUCAGCCAGCCUUUGAACAACCGUGCCCCCGGUCUCUCCUCUGCGCUCAACAACAGCAGCAGCAGCAACAGUAGCAAACGUGGCAAUGCCCACGGAGACCUUAGCAACUGGGACGGGACAGAACUCUUCAUUAGUGAGUGCAAGCUCGAGCCAGAGGAAGAACAUUUCAGCUUCCUGUCCCAGGGACCCGACAGCAGCCCCUCAGACCUUUUACAGACUGUAGAGGAGGCUGCUCCUCACCCCGACUUUCUCAGUCAGCCUCCACAUAUACAGCUGGCAUAACCACACACACACAAACACACACACACACACACACACACACGCACGCAUACGCAUACUGUACAUACACACCAUUGUUGGGGACGCCACUUUUAAGGUAUUUUUUAUAGGAAACUAUACAGAUUAUGUUGCAAAUGUCCAAUCAAUGCUUUGCAUAUGGACAUAAAAAAAAUUCACAUUUUGUCCGACAUGAUUUUGUCCACUUUCAUAAAGAUUUCAUUAUGUUAUAAACUUUUCACACGGUACUAAAAUUACUAGAGAUGCACGGUAUUGGAUUUUUUGCCAAUAUCUAAUAUGCCGACUUGACAACUUAUUUGGCUUAUAACUGAUAUCUCUAUAACCACUUUUUUACCCCACCUAAUUAAUGUCAUAUUAUGAACACUCUUAUUGUGA
Molecule: messenger RNA, 3433 nt
Organism: Plectropomus leopardus (leopard coralgrouper)
Lineage: Eukaryota; Metazoa; Chordata; Actinopteri; Perciformes; Serranidae
Gene: kcnq5a
Product: potassium voltage-gated channel, KQT-like subfamily, member 5a
Biological process (GO): potassium ion transmembrane transport
Cellular component (GO): voltage-gated potassium channel complex; membrane
Molecular function (GO): voltage-gated potassium channel activity
Source: RefSeq, a predicted model, not a curated record